Messenger RNA from Nicotiana tabacum (common tobacco), 522 nucleotides. NCBI's taxonomy places the organism in Eukaryota, Viridiplantae, Streptophyta, Magnoliopsida, Solanales, Solanaceae. The record is from RefSeq and is a predicted model, not a curated record.
AAAACCAGCAAGCAUGAGGGGCAUAAAAUCCCAGGCAAUGGUUCUUGCUGCUUCUAGUAGUGAUCACACUAGGGUUGAACUAGUUGAGCCACCUAAAGAUGCUGCCAUUGGUGAAAGAGUAACUUUCCCCGGGUUUGAUGGCACUCCCGAUGAUGUCUUGAACCCUAAGAAGAAGGUUUGGGAAACUCUUCUGGUGGACCUGCACUCAAAUAAGGAGUUGGUCGCUUGCUAUAAAGAUUUGCCAUUCACCACUUCAGCUGGUGUUUGCAAAGUUGCAUCCAUUUCUGAAGGAUCAAUUAGGUAAUUUAUUUGGCUGAUCUUCUAGAAGAGGAAUUCAAGAUUUUGCUUUAUAAUUUCUUUCACAUUUUUUCGUCUUUCCUUCAUAACGAUAAACAAUCAAAUUUUCCCUUGUGAUUGACUAGAGUAUUGUUAAAAGGAAAUGAGUAUUGAAUGUACUUCUUGAAUCUUGCUAUGUAUCUGAUUUUCUGUAUAAUUACAUAAGUUGCACAAUUUAAAUUAACU